Molecule: messenger RNA, 1684 nt
Organism: Drosophila montana
Lineage: Eukaryota; Metazoa; Arthropoda; Insecta; Diptera; Drosophilidae
Exons: 3
Coding region: 151-1542 (463 amino acids)
Source: RefSeq, a predicted model, not a curated record
ACAUCAAUUUCAAAUACGUAUACGGAUACGUAACACACACUAUUUAUACCAAACGUGCUCAUUUAGAAACCAUUUAGGGAAGCACGCUGUAGAGAUUAACUUUCAGUGGAAUUGGAUAUCCGCUGAGUCAUCGUCACAAGUACCGACAACAUGGACUGCCAGGACAAGGACCCUGCAGAGGAGCCCACCACAGCUGGGGAGAAGACCACCAUGAACACAUCAAUGACAACGGAUUCAACAUCGAUCGAUGAGCUCUUCGAUUUUAUACGGGAAGCCCCCAUUGGCGACAGAAACGAACCGACAACCAGUGCCAGCGAACAUACCAUAACCAUGAGCGAAAGCGAGGAGCCUACGGCCAGCUCCUCAUUCACCGUUCCCUCGGUCGAUGUCCCAAGCAACGAGGGCAACAACAGCUUGGUGGCUGUUGUCCAGCGCAGCGAGUUCGCCAAACUUUUGAUGCGCCUGGGCGAGGAGGGAGACGGCGAUGCGAACCAGAUUGUAAUAGAGCUUCUUAACUCCAAGAAGCAAGCGGAGAAGGCCACAUCGGUGAUCGAGCGCGUAUCGGAGAACCUUAUGCUCGUGCUGCGCACCCAGACUCUAGCCGAAGCGGGCAUUAUAACAGGCAAUGAGCGAUAUCGCUCCUUUAAGUCUGUCCUACAGAACUAUGCCAAGCUCUACGCGGCUAAGCGAUUCAUUGAGAAACUCCCUAUGCUGGGACUAUCGCCACAGUCGAGCCAGGACCACGGUCAGGAUCAGAAUGAGAACGACAAGACACUGGCUCGCAUGGUGGCCGACGAGGUACUGCAGAUACCCGAACUACUACGCCAGCUCUGGGCCUCCCUCGAGAAAAUGGAGUUCUUCAACGAGGACACUGCCUACAAAGUUUACUUGGAAGCUCGCCGCCAUCCCCAGGCAAAAAUUCUCCGUGAACUGAUGUUAACACGCAUAUCGCGUGUCUACCUCUGCAUUGUCAGCUCUGCAUCCUUCCUCGACUUUAGCGAGCACGAACUAAUCCACGUGCUCAACAACUGCUACCUCAGCGUGAACUCCGAGAUAGAGAUAUUCCUCUCGGUCAUACUCUGGCUGGAACACAAUUGGUACGAGCGCAAGAGCUGCGCUGAGCGAGUCUUGAGUGGGGUCCGAUUCGGCCUGAUGCCCACCUGGUACCUUUAUACCCUGGAUAGAACAAAUCGUUGCAAUCACUUUGCCAAGGUCAUCUAUAGUAAGGGUGUUCAGACCCUUCUAGAAAAGGGACUAGAGGAAGCCUUGGCUCUGCGUUACAAAAACUCGCGUGCCACCAACUCCAAUGAUAUAGAGAUUCCUUUGCCUCGUGACUGGGUUGCCGAUCCCGAGUGUCGCCAUCAUCACAAGUGUCAUUGUGAACGAUUUAUCUAUCCGACAUAUGACGUAUUCAAGGAUUAUCUGGCCAGGAUCAUACGAUCCGCACCGAAUUACUGGCGCACACUUCGACCUGCUCAGGAAGUCUACCGGAAGGUACUCAAGUGCUGCGCACCCCCCUACCAGACACAGCGACGAACCUAACCAUAUCGUUGACAUCAGUUGUCUCAUCUCUCUACACCAAUCAUAAUAGCUCCCAAAUUUAUUGUUUUAUCCAUUCUGGCGUGCUUAACUGCAAAUCAUUUUUAAGUGUUGAAUAAAGGUUGGAAUAAGUUGGGAGUCGUUA